ACUAGGACAGCUUCCACCAAGCGCCACUUACGGAAAAGGUGCUAUUACGGUUUGCUAGACCCGUGAAGCGGACUUGUCUUCCAGUAUCUGGGGUUAAUCCGUCUCUGUUCGUAACGCCAUCGACGUACAUGCACUGUGAUGUCUGCGACCGACUGGUAUGCGCACAAGUCGCUCGAAAACGGCCUGUUUUGGAUCCAGGAGCGUUUCUACGAAUCUGGGAACAGAGCUAACAUCUGGCUGAUUCGCGGAUCUCACCAGGACGUGCUGAUCGACGCCGGCCUCGGCUUGCGCAGUCUGCCCGAGUACAUCAGCGCGAAAGGCCUGCUGGGAGACGACGCCAAGAGGAGAAAUCCGCUUCUGGCUAUCGGGACGCAUGUGCACUUCGACCACUCGGGCGGCCUGCACCAGUUCCAACAGGUGGGCGUGCACGAGGCUGAGGUCGAUGCCCUGGCCAACGGAGACAACUUCGAGACGGUGACAUGGCUGUCUGACAGGGAGAUCGUGGAGAAUCCGUGCCCGGGCUGGACGGCCAGGCAGUACAGAGUGAAACCCGUGCAGCCCACCCACAUCCUGCAGGAAGGUGAUGUCAUCAACCUUGGGGACCGGCAGUUGACAGUGCUCCACAUGCCAGGCCACUCCAGAGGCAGCAUCUGCCUCCAUGACAAGGACAACAAAAUACUGUUCAGUGGAGACGUGGUCUACGACGGCUCCAUGAUCGACUGGCUGCCCUACAGCGCCGUCGGCGACUAUGUGCGCAGCUGCCAGAGGCUUGUAGAGAUGGUGGACAAGGAAGAGGUGGAGCAGGUCAUGCCCGGCCACUAUAACGCCUUCGGGGCCAAGAGGCUCCACCGGCUGGCCUCCACCUACAUCUCCAGCGCGGGAACGUGUCACAGGUUGACAACCUGUGCAGUGAAGUCUGUAGCCAGCCUGGCACUUCGGGCUUCCAACUCCUGCUGUGCCUGUUACUAAUUAUUCGAACUAUAUGCAACAAUGUACAGCACAAAUCCAGCACUGAGCAAAAAGGAUCGUCCGUAUUCCGAGACGUAAGCAUGGAGGAAGUGUUUGUUGGAUACUCACCUGAUUGGAAUUAAAAAUGAAAAGAUAAUUAUAAGGCAUAGGUAUAGAUAUUGUUCAGUCCAUCACAUUAUUAUUUAAAACUCAGCCAAUUAAGGUCAAGUCCAGAGUUAAGCUGACAUGCAUCUAGGGCAAAAUGGCAUUUGUACGAAAUUUAGAAAUUUCCCAUUCUGCCAGAUCACUAGAGGCGCAACUCUGCACUUAUAAUGCCCCUUGUGUUUAAAGUGUCAGCAGGAUGACGUACUGGUAUUGAGUGUUAAUGGUAACAUUUAUGUUAACCAAGAUUUGUUCCCUGUUAGGUUAAGAUGAAGCAUUAUUUCUUAUUUACAUUAUGAAACUAUGUUCUAAGAGCUCUUUACAGAGUGUAGCAUAGAUUAUCAGCCAUGGUGUUAUAGUUUUGGUAUUACUGAGAUGCAUUUACUUUUCUUCACUGCUCUAUAUUCAAUAACUGACUGCUGUUGUAGCUAGUUAAGACACUACUUUCACCACAAUUUAUGCACACGCUACAGCGUAAAGCCUUGCAUAUCAACAUGACCUAUACACUUUAGUUAUUUUCUUGCACCUCAACAAUGCUACUUAACCAAAAAUACAGAACAGUUGUUCAGCUUGCUUGUUAAUUCUUGAACACGUAAGAAAUAAAAUACACCAGGGUGAGAUAUUGUAGGAAAAUGAUCAGUGAUGGGAUGGUGUGUAGCAGUAUUUUUUAUCCCUGUAACACUACAGCACUUUUCCAAAGAUAACAACUCCUCUAACCUCCCCCCUCCGGUCUCGCCUAUCAUACAACAGCUACCACAUGCUUCCUCUGAUACAUGUGAUGCCAGCCAAGCUCAUCUUUUUGCCUACUGCUCAGUGAAGCGGCUUAACACACUCGGAAGAAAUGCUGUCCGCCCUCUUCCGCAUGCACGAGCUCACAGAUGCCCGCGAUUAGCUAGUGUCGUUGUGAUUGACAGGGGAGAGAGAGUAUGACACCCCUCCCACCCAGAGAGAGCUAAUUUUGUUUCUUGGACUUACAUUGGGAUUGUAGAGAUUCAAACUCACAAUCUCCAGAUGAUAGGGUGAAUGCUUUUCUGUUGUGUCAGUUGAGAGCCAAUGCUAACAACUUUUUGUUUUUUGUUUAUAGUUACAUUUAAUGUUGUGGAACAUCGGUGAGACAAGUUAGUUCCUGUUAUCACUUAUGUCAUAACAGCUAUAACCUGUUGAUCCAUCACCAACCUCUCUUUUUUUCUUCCCGUGUCAGAAAACUUAAAUUUACAGCUUUAAUACUGUCCGUUACAAAGUGCUGACACUGGAGACUCCUUCAGUGUCUCUAGUCAGUUACGUCAGACUAAAGAAUGAUGUAAAGUCUUUCUUAAAUCCAACUGAACAUCUGCUUCACUUCAUAACUGAAAAUGGUUGAAGAAAAAGCCUGGUGUUUGUGUCACAUUUUCAGUGUGAGCCUCAUAUACAUCUUUAAUCCAGUUCGGUUGAGUAUCUUGCAGUUUAAUAGAUCCAGAACAUCUGCAGGACAUGCAGACUACAACAGUUACAUCAUCACAUAUGGAUGGAUAAUCCCGAAAGUGUUGCGAAAGUGUUAUGAUUCUAUCAUAGGAUUUGAAAAUGUACAGAAAAUUUCUUUGGACUUAAAUAUGAAUUGACAGAUGGAAAAAAAGUAGAUGUAGCUUAAUAUUAACACAUUUUAUGUACCAACUGAAUGUAUUUCUGUUAAAGCAUGCUCUGAGUACGAGCAUACUGUAUACGGUAAUUUAAAUGAUAUGUGAUGUGUGAGGAAUUUAAAGCUUGUUUGGUUGAAAAGGUGAACGGAGUAAUCAGAUUACAACAAUUUGUCACUUGACAUGGAGAAAAUCUUCCAUCACUAUUUUCCGAAACCUAGUUAAUGCGGAAGUUCCAUGUAAAUAGUAAAUGUUAGCUGAAAUAGAGACAGGGUAGAGUUGUUGAAUACAGAGUUGAGUAAGGUGUGCAGAUUGUUGUGUUCAUUUUGCGACACUUAUAAAGCACAGACACUAACAGAAAAAUUCAAAUGAAUCUUGAGUCAGAAAUUUGGUGAUGAAUAACAAUAUUAUAAUGUUGUUUGUGUUCUUAAAUGUGAUUAAUUAACGCUGAGUUGGACUGUUAUAUCAAUAUUGAACAUUCGAUAAGAUGAUUCAAGUUCUUUCUCUCCUCCUCUUUUCGUUUUUCACUCUUCAUCCACACAUGGUAUACGUGUGUUUAGCGAUGCAGAAACUGCACUUUAUUUUCCUUCUACAAGCACAAACAUUUUUCAGUUAUUCUUCACUUUCUAGCAUCUAUAAUGGUCUGUACAUACAUUCAUAACAUUAUAUAGUUAUAAUACAUUCAUAAGGUGUUGCACAUAGUGUUUUUAUUAUAGUAAUGCCUGUUAUGCAUUAUGAAUAAGUAGUGUGCAUAACACAUCAUGUGUGUCAAAGAAACUCAGCUUGCAUACUGUAUUGUCUUUCUUUUAUUUCUCUCUUUUUUCCUACUUUAUAUUAUAAAUUGUUACCUUUAUAAUUUCCGUAUUAAUAGUAUUUGUGAGCUCUAAGUAAAGUGAGACAUUUAA
Messenger RNA from Pangasianodon hypophthalmus (striped catfish), 3628 nucleotides. It is a transcript of the gene mblac2, whose product is annotated as metallo-beta-lactamase domain containing 2. Bases 139 to 969 code for a protein of 276 amino acids. The transcript is spliced from 2 exons. Lineage: Eukaryota; Metazoa; Chordata; Actinopteri; Siluriformes; Pangasiidae. The record is from RefSeq and is a predicted model, not a curated record.